AUGGUGAAUACGCGUUCGCGCCGAGUAUUAGCAAUGAGUGAUACAAAUGAAUCCGUGCCGCCGCCCCAGGUCGGGCAGGCCGCAGGAUUGGUGUUACCCGCUGAUGUCGUGUCCGGCGUGCGUACGAGCGCCGACGCGACGCUCCAUGCCUCGCCGCAGCGCCCAUCGCCAUCUUUACACGUGCCGUUCGCGCAUGGUGCGGACGCACCAGGCCACGGUGCGCCGACAGAGAUACCUACGACACCUACUCCCGUAAUUAUGACGGACCAGCAGCUAAGUGUUAUUUUACAAUCUUUACGUAUGCCGCCGACUUCGUAUACGCCACCGCCUGAAUACGGUGCCUAUGUGUUACCGAACUUUGCAAACUGCACCGCACGUUUUGACGGCUCAGAGGAGCUUUUUGAAAAGGGACGUAGUCACCGUAGAGCGCCGGAUGCAGCCGUGCUUCCUAUCCCGGAGACGUCUCGAGCUUCUUGCGUACCUACCGCAUCAAAAGCACUGAGCCAUAGGCCCCGAUGUGUGUACUGCAAACAAUAUGGUCACGCGAGGGAGGAUUGUAACAGGUUGAAAGAAAAGGCGUCGAGUGUAAUAAAAGCAGAGAAAUCACCUGAGCGAUCUCAAAUAACUUGUUUCUGUUGUGGAACGCCCGGUGUUAUACGUGCAAAGUGUAUAAAGUGUAGUAAAACCGCCGCGAAUUCCGCGUUUCACACAGUGUCCGCAAUCGGGUCGAAGCCGGUAGAUCCGAGGAGUCGACCACUCCUAGAAGUGUUAGUGUACGGUGCUAGGGGUCGUGUAUUGGUCGAUACCGGGGCGAAACAUUGUAUCGCGAGUGAAAGCUUAAAAGCUCAUUUAUAUAAGAAUAACCAUAAAUUUGUUAAAGUUAGGAUAGAAUUGAAAUUUGCUGAUGGCACUGUAAAAAAUUUAGUUGUUGAUACUGCUCAAGUGGAGGUGACGGUGUUAGACAUAGUAGUGUCGACACUUUUUAUCGUUCUUCCCGGUGCCACAGAUUCGCUGUUAGGCAUGAAUUUCAUUAAGGAUUCUGAUAGUUUUCGCGUAGCAUGCUCGACUGUGGGUCUCCCACACGAUGAGGGAACUGUUUUGAAACCUGAAGAGAGGCGAGAGUUAUCAGAUGUUCUGGAAAGGAACCAGGAUGUCUUUGAGCCAGGGGGAGCCCCUACGACUCUGGCCGACCAUCGCAUUGAUCGUGGAGAUCAUGCGCCAGAUCGAGUAACCUUUGGAACUCAAUACCUCAAGUCAUGUGACAUAUGUAAGCAAUAUAAGCCUACAAACCUGAAACCCACGGUUCUAUUGCAGACUCCGACCCCUCAACAACGCUGUGAAGUGUUAGCGAUGGAUCUGUUCGGUCCACUACCAGCUGAAAGCCAAGGGGAGGUCAAAUGGAGUAUCGGGGAGCAACAGGAUCGCCGUAAAGCUGUGAAGGACCAACGCCGACGACCAACAGCAAGGUUUAAAGAAGGUGACCUCGUGUGGGUGGAGAUGCACAGUCACAGCAAUGCUGAGAAAGGGGUCACCCGGAAAUUCGCGCCGCGUGGGGAAGGUCCGUAUAAAAUUUCAACAGCCGUCUCUCCAACUACUUUUGAAGUGAUAGAUAAAGAGGGAGAGGUUAAGGGCAAGUACCAUGCCAGCGCGUUGUCUUUGUAUCAAGGGACUUCUAGGUCUGACGCUGUCACCCUGCGUAAGAGAGGACGUCCAGCCAAGUCUCAACCACCUAGUAGUGGCUGUGACUUGGAGGGGGAGGAUAUAGCGAACGGAAUUCAAAUAUUAAAAGAUGAUGCAAUACGACACCCCCGCCGCACGCGCCGCCCGCCGACCCGCUAUCGCGGACGGGAGGGG
Molecule: messenger RNA, 1854 nt
Organism: Brenthis ino (lesser marbled fritillary)
Lineage: Eukaryota; Metazoa; Arthropoda; Insecta; Lepidoptera; Nymphalidae
Source: the annotation of a GenBank genome assembly